AUGGAAGAUACUAUGAUUGGUGCUUCUGAAGUUGACAACAUUCCUAUUGACCCUGCUCAAAAUGUUUGUAAAGGACAACUUCGACCUGGUCAAAUCCUCUUAGUUGAUACAGCUGUAGGUCUAAUUGUUGUUGUUGAAGAAUUGAAACACAUAAUGGCUUCUACACGUCCAUACAAACAAUAG
Messenger RNA from Melampsora larici-populina 98AG31, 183 nucleotides. RefSeq lists its product as uncharacterized. NCBI's taxonomy places the organism in Eukaryota, Fungi, Basidiomycota, Pucciniomycetes, Pucciniales, Melampsoraceae. The record is from RefSeq and is a predicted model, not a curated record. The coding region runs from base 1 to 183 and encodes 60 amino acids. The transcript has 2 exons.